Messenger RNA from Suillus clintonianus, 1191 nucleotides. RefSeq lists its product as uncharacterized. The coding region runs from base 1 to 1191 and encodes 396 amino acids. Gene Ontology annotation, molecular function: ATPase-coupled transmembrane transporter activity; ATP hydrolysis activity; ATP binding. The record is from RefSeq and is a predicted model, not a curated record. NCBI's taxonomy places the organism in Eukaryota, Fungi, Basidiomycota, Agaricomycetes, Boletales, Suillaceae. Gene Ontology annotation, biological process: transmembrane transport. The transcript is spliced from 7 exons.
AUGGCACACCUCUUGCGUCCUUCAUCCUCCUCUCCCCGCCCACAGAUCAUCCACCUGUUCGAAAAUACCUCGAGUCCGGAGAGAGCUGAUCCCGAUCUUCAGCCUCACAUUCUUCCACAGCUUCUUCUGGCUCGUCCACAUUUGUGGGACGUGCAGCAUAGCGUCAUGGAGGCACUUCUCGAUCAUUUAAGACCUGGGUCAGCUCACAGUGACAACGAAUCUCAGCCGAACCAGACGCAAGCAAUUGGACUAUGCUGUAUCUUUAAAUAUACCUUGCUUUAUAUCCUCGUGGUGUUGGAGAGGAGUGAGGGUGAUGUUUUGAGUAGACUGACCGCGGAUUCGAGUCUUGUCGGAGAGAGUCUGUUGGCCGUAAGUGCCAUAAACACAGACGCGCUGGGGCAUAUGCUCUUCAGGAUUCUGCCACGAGGGGGCAUUGAGGUCGACGCUUCGCGCUAUGGGACGGUGAGGUUCGAGAACAUCGGAUUUGGGUAUCCCAGUCAGAAGGGCGUGCAAAUCCUCGAUAAUUUCAAUCUCGAGGUUGGCGUCGGAGAGAGCGUGGCAAUUGUGGGGAAGAGUGGUGGUGGCAAGUCGUCCAUACAAUCGUUGCUUCUGCGGUACUACGGUCCUGUUCGUGUGAAAAUGACAUUUGAUGGCCAGGGUGGGAUAUAUAUCCGUGAAUUCAACCCUUCAUCAUGGCGCAGCAUAAUCAGUAUCAUUCCCCAGGCAAGUGCUCCACAUUCCUUCACUGAGUCGUCCUUAUCUGACAAUGAGAAGGAACCUUUUGUGCAGAUGGUGAAAGAGGCUAAAGCACUGCACGCAAAGAUGUAUUUAAACUACAAAAUUGACCCACCUUUCGCUGGUGUCUACCGUGUCGGGAAGCAAGACGAAACCAUAGAGUCCUUGAACGUCAAGCAAGGUCAAUGUUUGCUCCUACACAUCGCUACUGCAAACAUGAACGUGAACAAAGACCCAUGGCCAGCAUACACAGUCUGUAACAGCGCAAUACCGGGCGAUGAUUUCAACGGCGGAAACGAAGCCCUAAACCCACGCGCAUUACAACAGGACGGCCAAACCUUCGGUUUAUGCUACCCUCCAUCUGCUGUUGAAACUGCAAUCUCUCGCGGGAAGGACGACGAAGGCAAGAGCGCAAUCGAGAUGGAUCAGACAUACAGUUGCGGGACCCACCAAUAG